Messenger RNA from Amoebophrya sp. A25, 3034 nucleotides. NCBI's taxonomy places the organism in Eukaryota, Dinophyceae, Syndiniales, Amoebophryaceae. The record is from the annotation of a GenBank genome assembly.
AAGCAAAGUGCGUGAAGAAGAACGGCAUCAUCAUCGAGAGAAGCUUGUGGAACAAAAACUCGUCUGUAUUGUACUACUUCUCGUACGAGAACAGUCAUUGAUUCUUUUUUUUUCACUGACUACGCAUCAAGUGAAUAAGUCACGACCGAAAAAAAUACAAAAAUGGCAACUCUUCGACAACUCGUACUGGAACGUGCGAAGCAGACGGCGAAGCUUCAACCCCUAACAGAAGGCGAAGGUAUCACCAUUCCAUACCAACCAAAGCAAGCGCCUACACCUGUGGCGAGUCGACCCGGGGUCCCUUCGACGAGGCGCGCACCCGCGAGAGGAGUGUCGAGUGGUACUGCUGACUCGCAGGUCUGCUACUUUUUUUGCCUUCACAGUCAAGUAGAAGUAGUACAAACAUACCCUCCUCAAUGUACCUUGUUCAAUCAUUGUGUCAAACCUUUCCCGCCCACGCGUUCAUCUUCUCAGAUCUCGUCUCCGAAGUCGGUUCAGUCGCAUCUUCUCGAGUUCCUCGUAGUACAGCAGGCGAUGAGUCCACCAAACGUAGAUAUCACACGCCAGGCUCAAUUCCGAAAUAUCUACAGAAGUUUAAAGCCGACAAAGAAAAUGCAAGGGUGCAGAAAGAGGAGGAAGCGAAGAAGGUGAAAGUGCCGGAAGGAUAUAGGUACUAGUGCUUGAUGGAUGGUCGUUCGUACUCGAGAUUUUCUUCAUGAUCCUUGCUAGUUGUUCAUCUACUGUCAACAUUAUAAUGACAACAUUCAAUUUCAUUUCCAGUACAACACAAUCAACCCUCUACAAGAACAGGCUAGUCAGCGAAGACGAACGGAUCAAAACUUUGGACUGGUUCAGCGGAAAACUUGAGGGCGUAGCGCAGAGUAUGUCCAAGUUGCCUAUCCGAAUCGAGAUCGCGAGUCAGAAAAAACGAGAAAAAGAACUAGUGGAGAAAAAAAACAGUCUAGAAGAAGGCGUGAAAUUGUUUUCGAGGAAAUUGGUACUUCUACUUCAUUAAUUUCGUGCAUUUUUGCGUUGUGCUUGUGGUUGUUGUGAGAGUACUUCCUCUUCAAAAUAGAGAAAGAUAUGUUUCCGCACUGAAAAAAGCAAGAAGGUCGAUUAGUUCCACCCACUGAAAAAAACUCAACUACUCCCAAUCACGAUCAGUCUCCUCGCAACCACUACAACAGGUCUUCGUCCCGAAAGAUUCCGACCCUCUCUUUGAGGCCGACGAAGCAGACGACAUCUUAGAUCCCUGCUCAGGUGAGGAGAGGUUUGGCGACAACGACGAUUUCCAACUGCCAGGCAUGCCUGCAAAGGACACAAACGAUCGUCUCUUCGGCGGCUAUGAAGAAGCCCCAAUCCUACAGAACGAGGGUUAUGCGAACUCUUUGAACACGAUCACGCAUCACCCAGAGGCAACUGGAAUGCAGAUGCCAGGACAGCAGAUGAACUAUCCUCCAAUGGGCGCAAUGGGAGGGCAGAAUCAAUACAACCCGAUAGCUCACCAAGGACAAUAUCAACAACCUCCUGGUUUUCAACAACAGCCUGCUAUGAUGGAACAGUGUCCUCCACCAGGACUCGCCGGUCGUGGUGGAUACAAUCAGCAACCUGUGGGCGGAGCCAGUAACGCGUCAUCUGGCUCGUUUUACAAUGGCUAUGGAGGAGGAGCGCAGGAACAAGACGGUCCUCCAGGUCGAAAUAUGCAACAGAACCAGAUUCCCUACGGAUCACCAUCCGCUUUUUCCGGAGGUGGAUCGGGUCCGUCGUAUCCAGGACCGGGAGCCUUUGUUAUGGUUUCAACAUUGUUCCAUAGAGAUAGUUGUACUAGUUAUCAAGAAGAUAUGAAAAGAAAAUCUGUUAUCAUUAUCAGGUUUCUGAAGUAGAGAAGUACGAUAAUGAUAACAGAUUUUGGUUUCAUAGAAGAGUCAUUUAAUAUGUACUACAUAGCCGUAUUAAUCGACGCUUCAUCCUCUUCUAAUCCUGUUCAGUCUCCACCUCCCACUUCUAAUCUCUACCACGGCGGAGUAUCUUCCACUGGCAGCAGGCAAAUGCCUGGCAUGCACGAUAUCCCUCCGAUGGUUUACCCUGACAUGGUACAACACUCAAAUUCUUCCUCGAAGAGUCCGCAUCUCUUGAAGAUGGACGAUUCUGAACGCGGCACGAAAUGGAACACGCAAAAUCCUACGAAAAUCACAUCGCAGCCGAUGGGUGUGAUGUCGACGAGUAGACCGCUUCCAGGUGUGUCGGAUACAACUAGUGACCCUGAUAAUGCUCCACGCGUACCGCCAGGAGGAUUUUCGAGUUUAGUGCUAUACUAAUCGAGGUAUCUAUAGGUAAGCACUGCACUGGUACAAUUAUAACAAUAGGAUAGGUAUAGGUCGUAAGCACUGCACUGGAGGCACAAUUAAGUAUAAUAACAAGAAUUCAUUGGGACUAGUUGUACUCAGCUAGGAGAAUAAGAAGACAAACACCUCCUGGUGCGCACAAAAUGAAUACUGUUGUGAUGGCUGAACUAUCAGAACUAAGUAGUCUAUUUUUGAUGUAAAAUCAAUGAAAUUAUCGGUCCCUCCGAUUGUUCGAUCCAUGUUCUUUUUUUAGCUGCACUGCCACACGCGCAAGGAGGAGUGGUAGCGAUUAUUGGAGGAUAUGAAGAAGCAGAAGCAGAUCAUUAUGAAGUAUCUUCAGGUAUUUGUCGUUGAAAAUAUAAACUUGAGUUUGUCUGAUGUUGAUAAACGAAAAUGAACUGAAUUUUGGAAAAGAAAUGUAUUCAUUGACCUUGUCCUUGGCUAUGCCGGCUUUUCUGCUCAUUCCGGCUAAUGUGGUGAUCUUCUGCACUUGUCGGUGUACUAAUUCAAACUUGGCUAAAGUAGGAGCUUUUUGUGAGAAGUAGAGAACUUGAAUAUGACGUGGAACGGAAAACGGUCGAGGUAGAAUACCAAUAUGGAAUAUGGAUGAAAGAGGCUAUUAUUGCGAUUUGAGGACGAGGAGAUGAAUAAGUAACUAGUCCUAGUACCUUCGCUGAUGCAUCAUUCAU